Molecule: messenger RNA, 1876 nt
Organism: Rhea pennata
Lineage: Eukaryota; Metazoa; Chordata; Aves; Rheiformes; Rheidae
Gene: POLA2
Product: DNA polymerase alpha 2, accessory subunit
Exons: 16
Coding region: 1-1623 (540 amino acids)
Biological process (GO): DNA replication initiation; DNA replication
Cellular component (GO): alpha DNA polymerase:primase complex
Molecular function (GO): DNA binding
Source: RefSeq, a predicted model, not a curated record
AUGCCCCCGCCGCUUCCGCGCAUCACUUUCCGGCGUCCCAGCUGCUUCCCACGUCGCUUCCCGGUGUUCCCGCCGCUUCCCGGCGUUCCCGCCGCCCCUCACCCCCCCACCACUUCCCGCUCCUUAACGAGCGACAGCCUCGACGAAGACGAGGAAGAGGAGGAGCUGCUGGACGCCUACGCGGCGCCCGGCGAGGAUUCCCGGAAAAGCGGCGGCUCCAGCCCGGAAAACCCGCGGGCCAAGCGGCCGCCCGCCGCUCGCGGCAGCCCUUACGGCCUCUUCUCGCCCGGCAGCUUUUCCCCGGGCGCUACCCCUUCCCGAAAGUACGCGGCGCGCGCCGGCCGCGGCGACGUCGUGGCCUCGCUCGGCUCCGCGCCGGGCUCCGCCUGGAGCGGCGGCUCCGGCUGCAGCCUCCGGCUCUUCGGCGCCGGCCUCGCCGGCAGCUACAAGUUCAUGUUCCAAAAAGCCCUCGACGUGCGCGAAGUGCUGACCUGGAGGAUCGAGGAGCUCGGCGAGGUGCUCCGGGAACGCUACGGGCUCCGGGAUUUCACCUCCGUGAGGCUCCCGGCGCAGGAGCCGGUGACAGUCCUGGGCCAGAUCGGCUGCGACAGCAACGGGAAGCUCAACGCCAAAUCGGUGGUGCUCGAGGGCGACCGGGAACAUUCCUCGGGCGGCCGGGUCCCCGUCGACCUCUCCGAGCUCCAGGAAUAUUCCCUCUUCCCGGGCCAGGUCGUGGCCGUGGAGGGGACGAACAGCACCGGGAGGCGACUGGUGGCCACGAAGCUCUACGAGGGAGUGCCGCUUCCCUUCUACUCGCCUCCGGAGCCGGCACAAGACACGGAGCAGCGGAUGAUCCUGGUGGCCUGCGGGCCCUACACCACCUCCGACAGCAUCGCCUACGACCCGCUCUCCGACCUCGUGGACGUCAUCCGCCGGGACAAGCCGGACGCCUGCAUCCUGUUUGGGCCUUUCCUCGACGCUAAGCACGAGCAAGUGGAGAACUGUCGGCUCCUCGGAUCCUUCGCCGACGUCUUCAAGCUGUGUCUGAAAACGAUAAUAGAGGGGACGAGGAGCGCCGGCUCCCAGCUCGUCUUCGUGCCGUCGCUGCGGGACGUCCACCACGACUGCGUGUACCCGCAGCCGCCCUUCGCCUGCGCCGAGCUGCCCAAGGAGGACAAGCCGCGCGUGCACUUCGUCUCGGAUCCCUGCACCCUGGAAAUCGACGGCACCGUCUUCGGCCUGACCUCCACGGAUCUGCUCUUCCACAUGGGAGCCGAGGAGAUCAGCAGCUCCUCGGGCAUCUCGGACCGCUUCACGCGGAUCCUCAAGCACGUCCUGACGCAGAGGAGUUACUACCCGCUGUAUCCGCCCGCCGAGGAGAUGAACGUGGAUUACGAGAACUUCUACAGCUACGCGGCUUUGCCCGUCACGCCGGACGUCCUCGUCGCCCCCUCGGAGCUGCGCUACUUCGUCAAGGACGUGCUGGGCUGCGUGUGCGUCAAUCCCGGCCGGCUGACCAAGGGGCAGGUCGGCGGUACCUACGGCCGCCUGUACGUGCGGCGCUCCGAGGGCGAGGGCGAGCGGAAGAGCCCCUGCGUCGCCGCCCAGGUGGUCCGGAUUUAAGGGACGAGCGGGAUGCGGCCGAUUCCUGCCGGCACCUUCCCCCGCGGCGCCGCCGGACCGCUGCUUUCGGGCCACUUUCGCCCCUUUUUUUUGCGCCUGCGAAAGAGAAAACAAAAACGGUCGGAGCUGGAAGACGGAGUUUUCCCUCGGUUUCGCCUGCUGCCCGGCUGCUUCCUUCCUUCCGGGAAGCGAAUCGCUGUUCCGACACGCUUCGAAUUUUCACGUUAAAAGACAAUAAAAAAAACACGCCAAA